UAUUGCCUUACUCUAUAUAAGAAUAAGAUUUACCCAAAUAAAAUAGAAUUAAGGAGCACAAUAUUCAACUUGACCUUUUCUCUUAGAUCUUUUCGUGUUGAGGAUCUUUUAGAAAUAAUAUCUUUUAUAUUUACGAGGUAAGGGUAAGGUUGCACCUCGUGAACGCUCUACCCUUUCCGGACCUAGUAAUGAUUCUUAAAAGUAAAAUUACCAGAUAAACCUGGAGCCUUAUCUCAGAAUUGACAUAAGAUAUAUGAUGAAAUCAUUAGGUUAGGAAUUUCUCCAGCCAAAAUCUCAAUUAUCACAAUUUAAUAUCUUGAGAAUUAGUCAACCCUUUUUUGUUUUGUUGGAGAAUACUUACUUGCACUCGACGCCUACAUUAAAUCAAUCGAUUAAAAAAGAGUUUUUGAAUUGGUGAAGAGCAAAGGAGGACUGGAUAAUGAGAAUUAAACUUAAUAGCGUGGAAGACUUCCAGUAAUAUCACUGAAAUAUAAACGUUGACCGUUAAAUUAAAAAAAUAUAUGUAUAGAUCAUGUUCAUGAAUUAACGAAAUACGAAAAAAAAGAAGAAGCUUCAUCUGUCAUUGUCAUUAUAUUGUUAAUAACCAACUUCUCUCUCUUUGGAAGAUUGUACACUUGACAAACAUAACAAUAUGAGAAAAAAAAAAACAUGCAGCCCAACAACAAGCUUAUAAUAAGAAAUAUUAAGAAGAAAAAAAUUAGUGUAAACACCAAGGAAGUUUCUUCUUAAUCCAAGUCAAACAAUUUGAUCAAAUCACUUAGAAACUUUCACCAUAAAAUGGAGAAACAAAUUUUCACUACAAAUCUACCACAUUUUUCAUCUUGAGGCAAAAAAGAGAAAAAAAAGCAUAGUUUUUUGUUAUAUGUUGAUAUGUAUUAUCUAGGCAAGAUUAGUUAUUUAACUAACUUUGUUCAUCUUUUGAUCAUAUUCAUAUUUUUGGUUCUUAGAGUGGAUUGUCUGAGUUUCAGUUACCAAAAUUUCACCAAGCAAAACGAAAAUGAUUUCAUAACUACUGAGCAUUCCUACAUAGAAUUUGGAGCUAUCCAAGUAACUGGCGAUGCUCGUGGUACUUCCAUCAGUAAUUUGUCUGGAAGGAUAUGGUAUUCACAGCCUAUGAAUCUAUGGAACAGAAGGAAAAACAGAACAGCCUCGUUUAAUUCAACGUUUGUGAUCAAUAUCAAACCUGAGAGUGAUCCAUGGGGUGAAGGAUUGGCUUUCAUAUUGACUAAAGAAAGUGGUUAUGACUCAAUCCCAGAUGAAAGUUAUGGACAAUGGCUUGGGAUUGUGAAUGAAACUACUAAUGGAUCUUCUUUAAACAACAUAUUUGCUGUUGAAUUCGAUACAAGGAAAAGUUACCUUGAUGAUCUUGAUGACAAUCAUGUUGGCAUUGACAUAAACAGCAUCAACUCUGUCAAUCAAGUCGCGUUGAUUGAUCGUGGUGUUAACCUUUCACGAGCUGUUGAUGUUAUAGCAAGUGUCCAGUAUGAUGGAGAAUCCAACAUCUUGAAGGUCUAUACAUUCAUGAGUAAUGAAACUGGAGUCAAUGAAAGAAAUCCCAUCAUUUCCAUGCCUCUUGAUCUUUCUAGCUAUCUCCCCGAGGAUGUUUUCGUGGGAUUUUCAGCUUCAACUGGGAUAUAUAAUCAGCUUAACUGCAUAAAGGCAUGGAAUUUUACAAGCACAGAUAUGGGGAACAGUAAUGAAGUUAGCUUGUUAUGGUUGUGGAUCUUGAUACCAGUAAUAUCGGUUCUGGUUGUGUUCCUUGGUGGGGUUUUCGUAUAUUUCAGCUGGUGGAGAAAAAAGAAUAGGAUGCAAGUGUUAGAUCAGUCUGAGAAUAUAGAGAUUCAGAUUCAGAAUUCAGCUACUGCACCUCAGAGAUUCCAGCUGAAGGACUUGAAACGAGCAACGGGGAACUUUGAUCCGAAGAAUAUUCUUGGAAGAGGAGGAUGUGGAGUAGUCCUCAAAGGGAUGUUAGAUCAAAAAGAGGUGGCUGUGAAGAGAUUCUUUAAUGAUUCAAGUCAAGGGGCAAAAGAUCUCAUAGCAGAAGUCACAACUAUAGGCAAUCUCCAUCAUAAAAACCUUGUCAAAUUGAUAGGAUGGUGCUAUGAGAGCAAUGAACUCCUUGUGGUCUAUGAGUUCAUGCCAAAUGGGAGCUUAGACAAGUUGAUAUUUUGCGAAGAAAACGGAAAAAGUUUGAGUCUGAAUUGGGAAAUAAGGUAUGGUGUUAUCUGUGGGAUUGCUCAAGCACUUGAUUAUCUGCACAAUGGAUGUCAAAAAAGAGUACUUCACAGAGACAUAAAAGCCAGCAACAUCAUGCUUGACUCAGAACUCAAUGCUCGUCUAGGAGAUUUCGGAUUAGCUAGGACAGUUCAAGUGAAUGGAAAGACUCACCAUUCAACAAAAGAGAUUGCUGGUACUAUAGGCUAUAUGGCACCUGAGAGUUUCCAUAUAGGUCGAGCCACAGUUGAAACAGACGUCUUUGCAUUUGGAGUGCUAGUUCUUGAAGUUGCUUGUGGUCGAAAACCUGGAAAUCGACGAUAUGAGGAGAAUCAUUAUACCAACAGAGUCAUUGAAUAUGUAUGGGACCUGUACAAGAUUGGGAGGAUCAUUGAUGCCAUAGAUGUCAGAUUGGAUAGAGACUUCAAUGAAGAACAAGCCGAAUGUGUGUUAAUAUUAGGAUUGGCUUGUUGCCAUCCAAAUCCUUACGAAAGGCCAAGCAUGAAAACUGCUUUACAGAUUCUUACAGGGGAAUUAGUUCUACCAGACAUCCCAACUGAGAAACCUGCAUUUGUAUGGCCAGCCAAAGCUCCAUCGUCCAACGAAGCUUCUAGUGAUUCUCUCCAGGAAGGCCAACUUACACCGAUUACAGUACUCAGUGGCAGAUGACUGCAGAGUAUGAGGAACCUUAACAAGGUUAGGUAACUCUUUAGGAGGCAAAAGAUACCUGUAAAUUCACAUAUGUAAAGGCAUGAAUGUACUUUCUUUUUUUCUUUCUGUGUAUGUGGUGGGGUGGGAGAUUCCUUCUUCCGAGUAUUCGUUUUUCUGCAGUGUAAAUAGUUUUCUAUUUAGACAAUUUUCAUAAUCAACUUUACAAGUAAA
Messenger RNA from Solanum pennellii, 3117 nucleotides. RefSeq names its product probable L-type lectin-domain containing receptor kinase S.5. The coding region runs from base 892 to 2904 and encodes 670 amino acids. The record is from RefSeq and is a predicted model, not a curated record. Gene Ontology annotation, cellular component: plasma membrane. Gene Ontology annotation, biological process: protein phosphorylation. NCBI's taxonomy places the organism in Eukaryota, Viridiplantae, Streptophyta, Magnoliopsida, Solanales, Solanaceae. Gene Ontology annotation, molecular function: ATP binding; protein kinase activity; carbohydrate binding. The transcript has a single exon.